This is a messenger RNA of Drosophila ananassae, 2914 nucleotides long. RefSeq names its product paired box protein Pax-6. Gene Ontology annotation, biological process: regulation of transcription by RNA polymerase II; anatomical structure development. The transcript has 9 exons. Bases 43 to 2733 code for a protein of 896 amino acids. The record is from RefSeq and is a predicted model, not a curated record. NCBI's taxonomy places the organism in Eukaryota, Metazoa, Arthropoda, Insecta, Diptera, Drosophilidae. Gene Ontology annotation, molecular function: RNA polymerase II cis-regulatory region sequence-specific DNA binding; DNA-binding transcription factor activity, RNA polymerase II-specific.
AAGCUGAUCACGAAUAUAUAUGUAUACUCUCAAGGGUCGGAGAUGUGUCCUUCAGUAUGUUUUACACUUCUUACCAAAAUUAUAAUACCCUCUGCAAGGGUAUACAAUUUGUCUCGCGCUUAUGUAUAUACGAUUGUAGACAAUGUGAUUGCUAUGAGAAAUCUUCCAUGUUUGGGUACCGUUGGUGGUAGUGGAUUUGUCGGUAUUGGUGGAAAACCGACUGUGACUGAAUCUACAAUGGAUGCCGUAGAUGCGAACACAGCGUCACAGCCCCACUCGACAUCGUCAUACUUCACAACAACAUAUUAUCACUUGACUGAAGACGAAUGUCACAGUGGAGUAAAUCAGUUGGGCGGAGUUUUUGUUGGUGGUCGACCUUUGCCAGAUUCAACUCGACAGAAGAUUGUUGAAUUAGCCCAUUCUGGAGCUCGGCCGUGCGACAUUUCUCGGAUUCUUCAAGUUUCAAAUGGAUGUGUGAGCAAAAUUCUUGGAAGGUAUUACGAAACUGGAAGCAUACGACCACGAGCAAUUGGAGGAUCCAAGCCACGUGUAGCUACAGCCGAAGUUGUCAGCAAAAUUUCUCAAUAUAAACGGGAGUGUCCAAGCAUAUUUGCUUGGGAAAUACGGGAUCGGUUGUUGCAAGAAAACGUUUGCACUAAUGAUAACAUUCCCAGUGUUUCAUCGAUAAACCGUGUUUUGAGAAAUUUGGCGGCGCAGAAAGACCAGCAAAACUCUGGGCCAAGCGUUUCUGCAACAGCUACGAGCACUAGCACUAGUUUAGCAAUUCCGUCCCAAAUAAAUAACAACAAUGGACAAAGUGCGAAUAGAGGUACACUUUCGAUGCCCCCCGAUCUUAUUCAGACGGCAACGCCCUUAAAUUCUUCAGAAAGCGAAGGAGCUAGUAAUUCUGGAGAAGGUAGCGACCAAGAAGCCAUUUACGAGAAACUUCGGCUUUUGAACACACAACACGCAUCUGGAUCAACAGAAUCCACCAUCAUUGCGACAUCCGCGUGUCAAACGCCUGGUCACUUUGGAACCAAUCAUUCUGGCAAUCAUGUCAUGAUGUCCGGUAUCCAGCAGGCCCAUCAUCAGCAUCAACAAGGUUGGCCUUCCCGUCAUUAUUCGACUGGUCCUUGGUAUACAACCUCCAUAGGCGGCAAUGAUACACCGUUAUCAUCGGCUCCCAGCAUGGCUUCUAUGGCGUACUCAACUACAAUACAAGCACAGUCUUUAAGUCCUACUAAUGACAUUGCAAGCAUGGGUGUUUCCCACCGCCUAUGUCCAAUAAACCCCGAAGACAUUUCUUUAAAAAAGGAACUUGACGGUCACCAAUCCGAUGAAACAAACUCUGGGGAAGGUGAAAACUCAAAUGGAGGAACUUCAAAUGUAGGAAAUAGUGAAGAUGAUCAAGCUCGACUUAUACUCAAAAGAAAGCUGCAGCGAAAUCGAACUUCUUUUACAAACGAGCAAAUAGAUAAUUUAGAAAAAGAAUUUGAACGUACACAUUACCCAGAUGUUUUUGCGAGAGAAAGAUUGGCUGGUAAGAUUGGCUUACCAGAAGCAAGAAUUCAAGUUUGGUUUUCAAACCGACGCGCUAAAUGGCGUCGUGAAGAAAAACUGCGAAAUCAGAGGAGAACUCCAAAUUCAACUUGUGCUAGCGGAACUUCAUCUACAACUUCAACUACAGUAUCGGCAACUAAUAGUCCAACUAAUAUGAGCGCCUGUUCGUUGUUGACGGUAACAGGCAUAUGCCCCACAGUCAAUAAAACUAACGAGAUUGCUUCCUCGAGCCCGAUUUCAGUCCCUGUUACUGCAACUACGGUUGGGGGUGGGAUCACUGCUGCUAUGGAGGACGAUGGUAGACCUCCAUCUACACUACAUCUUUCAACUGUUAGUAAGUCUAACAUAAACGAUGAUCGAGAUACUGAGGAUGGCCGCAACGUUUGUUCUCCUUGCUCUAAUGGUAGUUCCAUUCAUCAGCAUCAGAUUACUGUUUCAUCUCAUGCUCAAUCUCAUGCGCACACCCGUGUUCCUGCGAUCUCACCACGCCUUAGUUUUAAUACUGGAGCUCCGGUAGGAUUUAGCAGUGCUAUGUACUCAAGCAUGCAACAUUCGACUUUGUCUAUGUCCGAAAGUUAUGGAUCGGUCACUCCAAUGUCAAGCUUUAAUCAUGCGUCGAUUGGACCCUUAGCUCCACCAUCACCAAUGUCACAGCACGGAAAUAUGACCCCACCACUUCAUUACCCUUGCCAUAUGACUUUGCGUCCUCCGCCAAUAGCGGCCCAUCAUAUAACUAAUGAUGAAAGCAGCCUUGCCAGCGGAAACGUGAAUUCCCAUUCGAGUAGUUUAGGGGCCAACAAUAGUGCAAUGGGAUAUGAGGUCCUCGCUUAUGGCUUGCCACCUCCCAUAACUCCCAUAACUUCGAGUAGUUCUUCUAGUUCAAAUUUUCCUCCUUCAAUCUCAGCUGGAUCUAACUGUACAGUUUCUUCUCAUCAAUCUUUGGAAAUGCGUCACUCACCCUGCAACUCUAAUUCAAUACAUCUGGGAGGGGGCAGCAGUUCAAUAUAUUCUACUGAAACAAUUUCACCGCCAGUCCCUUCUUAUACUCAUAUGAGCUACAAUUAUGCAACAUCUGCAAACAAUAUAUCGGCAUCGGGAAUCGCAAAUCCACCACAUGGAGGCUCUGGAAAGCAACAAUUUUUUGCUUCAUGUUUUUAUUCUCCAUGGGUAUAGAAUUGUAAAGGUGAUUAAAUAAUAAUAAAGCUUAAAAAUUUGUAAACCACAUUAAAAGUUUAUAAUAAAUCAAAUUUACAUAUCUCCCAAAAAUAAAAAGGUUUUAAAGAAAUGUGUAUGUAUUAAUCAAGUUUCGCCCAUGAAAUUUUUUUUUAACAUUUGGUGUACACAAAACUUAUUA